UUCGCGACACCUCCUUUCUUAGGGAGGAGAGCGGAAGCCAAAGCAGUCUUCUCCACCACAGCCGACGCCACCACCUCUGCGGCCGGAACAGCCACAUGGAGUCAUACUCGAUGCCGGAGGAGACCAUUUUUCGGUCGAAGCUGCCGGACAUCCCGAUCGACAACCGCAGACCGCUUCACGCCUACUGCUUCGAGCGGCUGGCCGACUUCGCCGACCGCCCCUGCAUCAUCGACGGCGCCAGCGGCGCCGUCAUGAGCUACGCUGACGUCCACCUCGCCGCCAGACGUGCCGCCUCAGGCCUGCACCGCCUCGGGGUAGGGCGGGGGCAGGUCAUCAUGAUCCUCCUCCGCAACUCCCCCGAGUUCGUCGUCGCCUUCCUCGCUGCCUCCCAUCGUGGCGCCGUCGCCACCACCGCCAACCCCUUCUACACCCCGGCCGAGAUCCACAAGCAGGCCGCGGCCUCCGGCGCCCGCGUUAUCGUCACGGAGUCCUGCUACGUCGAUAAAGUGCGCGAAUUCGCCCAAGAGCGGGGCGUCACCGUCGUCUGCGUCGACGGGCCUCCCGAGGGCUGCCUCCAUUUCUCCGAGCUUCUGGCAGCCGACGAGCGCGACCUUCCCGAGGUCGACAUCGACCCCGAUGACGUGGUGGCGCUGCCGUACUCGUCGGGGACGACGGGGCUGCCCAAGGGCGUCAUGCUGACGCACCGGGGCCUAAUCACCAGCGUGGCCCAACAGGUCGACGGCGGCAACCCCAACCUCUACUUCCACGAGGAGGACGUGCUGCUGUGCGUGCUGCCGCUGUUCCAUAUCUACUCGCUGAACUCAGUGCUGCUGUGCGGGCUGCGGGCGGGCGCCGCCAUCCUGAUCAUGAGGAAGUUCGAGAUCUCGGCCAUGCUUGAACUGGUGCAGCGGCACCGCGUGACGGUGGCCCCGCUGGUGCCGCCGAUCGUGCUGGAGAUCGUCAAGAGUCCACUGGUCGACAGCUACGACUUGUCAUCGGUGAGGACGGUGUUGUCGGGGGCGGCACCGAUGGGGAAGGAGCUGGUAGACAAGUUCAUGGCCAGGCUCCCAAACGCUACGCUCGGCCAGGGAUACGGGAUGACCGAAGCCGGGCCGGUGCUCUCCAUGUGCCUCUCCUUCGCCAAGGAGCCGUUCCCGGUGAAGUCGGGGGCGUGCGGCACAGUGGUGAGGAACGCGGAGCUGAAGGUCGUCGACCCCGACACGGGCGCAUCGCUCGGCCGCAACCAGCCCGGCGAGAUCUGCAUCCGAGGAGCUCAAAUCAUGAAAGGUUAUCUCAAUGAUGCAAAAGCGACGAGGAACACGAUAGACGAGGAAGGUUGGCUGCACACCGGAGACGUCGGUUUCGUGGACGAUGACGACGAGAUCUUCAUCGUCGACAGGCUGAAGGAGAUCAUCAAGUACAAGGGAUUCCAGGUGGCCCCAGCCGAGCUCGAAGCAUUGCUGAUCGCCCACCACGACAUUGCCGAUGCUGCCGUCGUCCCGAUGAAAGAUGAAGUGGCUGGGGAAGUCCCCGUUGCGUUCGUCGUCCGGUCGAGUGGGUCUCAGAUCACGGAGGACGAGAUCAAGCGAUACGUGUCGAAACAGGUGGUGUUCUACAAGAGGAUCAACAAGGUUUUCUUCACCGAGGCCAUUCCCAAGGCUCCGUCCGGGAAAAUACUGAGGAAGGAUCUGAGAGCAAAGCUGGGAAGCCAGUUUCCAUCCGCUUGAUCUCCAUCCUACCAUCCUAAUUGUCUCCUCUUUUCUCAUCAAACCAUGUAAUUGACUUGUUUGAUUACAGAUUAAAAAUCGAGAUGGUUUUAAGCUAGCUUAUAUAUCCAUGACUUGUCAAAAACACACUUUUAUUGGAUGAUAUAUGGAUUGGAAUCUCUCGACUUCA
Messenger RNA from Musa acuminata AAA Group (dessert banana), 1896 nucleotides. RefSeq names its product 4-coumarate--CoA ligase CCL1. The coding region runs from base 96 to 1727 and encodes 543 amino acids. The record is from RefSeq and is a predicted model, not a curated record. Lineage: Eukaryota; Viridiplantae; Streptophyta; Magnoliopsida; Zingiberales; Musaceae. Gene Ontology annotation, molecular function: CoA-ligase activity. The transcript is spliced from 5 exons.